Messenger RNA from Miscanthus lutarioriparius, 423 nucleotides. Lineage: Eukaryota; Viridiplantae; Streptophyta; Magnoliopsida; Poales; Poaceae. The record is from the annotation of a GenBank genome assembly.
AUGGCGGAUCAGGAGACCCCAGUUGCAGUUGAGGCACCUACCCCAGUCCUUGGGGAGCCGAUGGACUUGAUGACUGCUCUGCAGCUUGUCAUGAAGAAGUCAGGUGCUCAUGACGGCCUUGUUAAGGGUCUUCGUGAGGCUGCCAAAGCCAUCGAGAAGCAUGCUGCUCAGCUUUGCGUGCUUGCCGAGGACUGUGACCAGCCUGAUUAUGUCAAGCUGGUCAAGGCUCUCUGCUCUGAGCACAAUGUUCACCUGGUUACGGUGCCUAGCGCUAAAACUCUUGGCGAAUGGGCUGGGCUUUGCAAGAUUGAUUCUGAGGGCAAGGCAAGGAAGGUUGUAGGCUGCUCCUGUGUUGUCGUCAAGGACUACGGCGAAGAAUCUGAGGGCCUUAACAUAGUGCAGGAGUACGUCAAAUCGCACUAG